AUGUCUGCUAUCCAGAUCUCGGCCCUCAAGCCCGCUGAAGGCUCAAAAGUGAGGUUUGGUGCGGUCGUCUCCAACGUCGAUAUCGAGAACCUCACGAACGCCGACUUUGACAUCAUCCGGGAAGCCCUGUUCAAGAACCAGGUGCUUGUCUUUCCCAACCAAGGCCAUGUUUCGCCCAAGAAGCAGUUCGAGCUCACCCAGCGCUUCGAUCCGGCUGGCGAAUCGUAUGGACACGGCAAGACGCUUGAUGCCAAAAGAUCCGUCCUGCACCCGGACCUCAAGACCAUCCCGCACCAGCCGCAGGUCCAGGUCAUUGGCAACGGCCUCGUGCCCGAGUACGAGGGCCUGACCAACAUCCAGCUGCGCCACCCGCACCACCGGACCUUCCAUGCCUCCGUCAUCCCCGACGAGGAGGAUCUGGACUGCACCCGCUUCUAUCGCUGGCAUAUUGACGCAGCUCUCUACGGCAUGGCCCCACCCGUUGCCACGACGCUACUCGCCGUCAAAGUCCCCAGCGGUCGUCGCCAGACCUGCCGCUACGACGAUGGCACGGGCGACGUGCUCGACGUGCCCCUGGGUACCACAGCCUUUGCCUCGGGCGAGACCAUGUUUGAGCUGCUGAGCCCCGAGGACCAAGAGUUUGCCCGCACCACCCGUGUCGAGUACGCCGCCCAUCCCUACAUCUGGAUGAGCGGCGCCAAGUCGCGCUCCAACGGCCUGGGAAUGGUGUCCGAGGGCAAGGAGCUGACGGAGGCGGAGCUGCCACCCAUUGAGCAGGACAAGAUCCAGAUCCUGCCCAUGUGCUGGCGCAACCCGGUGACGGGCAAGCUCGCCCUGCAGGUGCACCCCAGCGCCGUACGCCGCCUGCACCUGGCCAACGGCACCGUCAUUGACGACCUCGCCGAGGUCCGCGAGACGAUCCACCGACUGCAGCGCCCAGGCAUUGCACCGGAACUCAUCUACCCGCACGACUGGCAGGAGGGUGACUUUGUGCUGUUUCACAACCGUGGCCUGAUCCACUCAGUUGUGGGCGCGUUUGCACCGGAGGAGGUGCGCCUCUUCCGCCAGUGCAACAUUGCCGCCAGUCACCUGCCCGAGGGUCCGGCAACUAUUGUUGCAGCUGCCUAG
Molecule: messenger RNA, 1128 nt
Organism: Sporothrix brasiliensis 5110
Lineage: Eukaryota; Fungi; Ascomycota; Sordariomycetes; Ophiostomatales; Ophiostomataceae
Exons: 2
Coding region: 1-1128 (375 amino acids)
Molecular function (GO): oxidoreductase activity
Source: RefSeq, a predicted model, not a curated record